Magnolia sinica is the source of this 1534-nucleotide messenger RNA. RefSeq names its product WUSCHEL-related homeobox 4. Gene Ontology annotation, cellular component: nucleus. Gene Ontology annotation, molecular function: DNA binding; DNA-binding transcription factor activity. Lineage: Eukaryota; Viridiplantae; Streptophyta; Magnoliopsida; Magnoliales; Magnoliaceae. The transcript has 3 exons. Gene Ontology annotation, biological process: phloem or xylem histogenesis; cell division; procambium histogenesis. The coding region runs from base 1 to 855 and encodes 284 amino acids. The record is from RefSeq and is a predicted model, not a curated record.
AUGAGAGAAUAUUUUGUGACAUCCAAUUCAACCCCCUCUUUUUCUCUCCUCCCAAGUCAACCUCACCUCAUCAUUUGGUCUUUCUUCUUUCCACGCUCCACCUCAUUUCCCACUCCUCUCUCUCUCUCUCUCUCUCUCUUCCCCCCUAUAUAUCCCACAGAUAUUCCAUGCUCUCCCCUCCAAAGGAGAAACAUGAAGGUGCAUCAGCUCACUCGUGGCUUUUGGGAGCAUGAGCCCUCGUCUCUCAGCUGCAAGCGCCUCCGCCCACUUGCACCCAAGCUCUCCAGCGGUGUCGGCGACGGGGUCACCCCUAUAGACUUGAAGAGUUUCAUUAAGCCUGAGAGUGGACCUAGGAGUGUUGCAUCCAUGGAUGACAAGCGAGAUACAACUCAGGCAGAAGCGCACUCUGGAGGCACGCGGUGGAACCCAACCCAAGAACAGAUUGGAAUCCUGGAGAUGCUCUAUAGAGGCGGCAUGAGAACGCCAAACGCACAACAGAUCGAGCAAAUCACAGCCCAGCUUGGGAAGUUUGGGAAGAUAGAAGGGAAGAAUGUGUUUUACUGGUUCCAGAAUCACAAAGCACGGGAACGGCAGAAGCAAAGGCGUAAUUCACUUGGCCUCGCCAAUUCUCCAAGAGGCCCAGCCAUUGCCAUUUCCAGCAGUAACUCUACCGGAGAAGUGGGAAAGGAGGAUGAUAGUUACUGCAAGCGCAAAUGCAGGAGUUGGGGCGUUUAUAGCUUGGAAGAAGACAGUAACAGAUUAUGUGGUGGUUUCUCAUUCCAAGAAGAAGAAGAAGAAGAAGAAGAGGGUGAUAGAACUCUAAUGCUGUUCCCUUUACACCCAGAAGGCAGAUGAAAGGAGUUUAGUUCUUCCCUUUCUUUCUUUAUUUCUCAAAAAUGUGUGAGGAUUUGCGCAAGGAGAGCUUAAUUAGCCAAUUCGUGGAUCUUGGCCACCCAUCAAGGUUAGGGGACCAUAAAAAACACCCCUAGUCCUAAGAAAAAUCAAGAAAGUCCACUCAUCAGGUGAGCCACAGGCCAUUUGUCUCAUACAUGUGGACCACCUGAUUUUUGGUCCAGGACAUGUUCAAGUUGGACCCUACCUGAUGAAUGACCCAGAUUUUGCUGCGAGUGGCCUUCUCAAUUUCUCUUCGCGCGAAUCGCUGUAGCACUUUCUGUGGUUGAUUUCUUUGGGAAAGGAAGAAGGAAGGAUAUUGUUAUUUUUUUUUACCUUCUCUUGUUAUUGUUCCUUUGAAGGAAGAGCUUGUCUCACUUUAUUCCUUCCUAUGGGAUCCUUUUUUUGACUACAAGGCUGAGCAUUUGUAGUACGGGUUACUCUUUUCCAAUGCCUCUCCUCCUAACCUUUGUUUCAAGUCAUCUUUUCAGUAAGGGAGUCUCUCUUUGCAUUGGAUUCUUCUUCCUCCUCUACAUAAAUCCAUCUACUCCUUGUAUGUUGUAUCAGCAUAACCCAAUCUCUUAUUAGUGGUAUGUACAGUGUAUGUGUGUAGUUAAAUGGUAUGGUCAUCUUCGUAUGGUUU